This is a messenger RNA of Puntigrus tetrazona (Sumatra barb), 2882 nucleotides long. It is a transcript of the gene kcna6a, whose product is annotated as potassium voltage-gated channel, shaker-related, subfamily, member 6 a. The record is from RefSeq and is a predicted model, not a curated record. The transcript is spliced from 2 exons. Gene Ontology annotation, biological process: potassium ion transmembrane transport; protein homooligomerization. The coding region runs from base 338 to 1765 and encodes 475 amino acids. Lineage: Eukaryota; Metazoa; Chordata; Actinopteri; Cypriniformes; Cyprinidae. Gene Ontology annotation, molecular function: delayed rectifier potassium channel activity; protein binding. Gene Ontology annotation, cellular component: membrane; paranode region of axon; neuronal cell body.
UACAGACUGUAACUUCGUGCCACUAAAGUUCAAAACACCCGACGCCAUUGCUUCGGUGUGCCAAUCAAAGUCAGCCCACCCAUUGCUGUCUUAAGCAGUCUGUGUGGUACUAUAUCUGUUUGAGCUCUCGGCUGAGCAUGUUGUCAGAAUGACUUCUAUUUAAUUACGCCGAUAAACUAGUAAAAAGUUUUCCAAACAUCUUCAAAGGUAGCUCGCUAGCUUUUAGAAGUUAGUUUAGGACUCAAACGUCGUCAGGCUGGAGCUGUCGGAUCCAAAAAACUGGUGGAGUGGCGGAAAGUCGAGGAGGCACAAUAAACAGCACUCUCGAGGGGCAAAGAUGUCCCGAGAGAACCACGAUGAGAGUGUGGACCACGCUGCCCCCUUCCAGGACAUCUGUGAAGUGGAGCCCCCCGACCAGGAGUGCUGCAAGCUAGUCACCAUCAACAUUUCGGGUCUGCGUUUUGAAACUCAACUUAAAACCCUCGCAAGGUUCCCCAACACGUUACUAGGAGACCCAAUUAAAAGGAUGCGGUUCUACGACCCGCUGAGGAACGAGUUCUUCUUCGACAGGAACCGACCCAGUUUUGAUGCCAUCCUGUACUACUAUCAGUCCGGCGGGAGGCUUCGAAGACCCAUCAACGUGCCGGUUGAGAUCUUUAUGGAUGAAAUAAAAUUUUACGAAAUUGGAGAUGAGGUAAUCGACCGUUUCCGAGAGGACGAGGGUUUGUUAAAAGAAGACGAGCGUCCGGUUCCGGCCAGUGAGUUUAAGCGUCAGAUCUGGCUGCUCUUUGAGUAUCCCGACAGCUCUGGUCCGGCCAGAAUGAUCGCUAUAGUAUCUGUCAUGAUCAUCCUGAUAUCCAUUGUGAUCUUCUGUUUAGAAACUUUGCCGGAAUUUAGAGAGGACGACCGUGUGUUCAACAACCACCUUGCGCCGAACGGAACGACUACUGGAAAAAAAUCCAGUAUCUUCACGGACCCGUUCUUCUUGCUGGAGACCAUCUGCAUCAUUUGGUUUUCCUUCGAGCUGUUUGUGCGGUUUCUUGCAUGCCCGAGCAAACCCGCCUUCUUCAGGGACAUCAUGAACAUCAUAGAUAUCGUUGCUAUUCUUCCAUAUUUCAUUACUUUGGGUUUGGACCUAAGCGAAGUCCAGUCAAACUCUCAGCAGACCACGUCUCUCGCCAUACUGAGAGUUAUCCGCUUGGUGCGCGUCUUCAGGAUUUUCAAACUCUCCCGGCACUCCAAGGGUCUCCAAAUUCUCGGUCAGACUUUACGAGCGAGUAUGCGAGAACUUGGACUGCUCAUAUUUUUCCUUAUCAUUGGCAUUAUAUUGUUCUCCAGUGCGGUGUACUUCGCAGAAGUGGACGACCCGGAAUCGUCUUUUACCAGCAUCCCAGACGCGUUCUGGUGGGCGGUUGUUUCCAUGACUACUGUCGGAUAUGGCGACAUGUACCCAGUGACGAUAGGAGGCAAAAUAGUUGGAUCGAUGUGUGCCAUUGCCGGAGUUCUUACCAUCGCCCUCCCGGUACCAGUGAUAGUGUCGAAUUUUAAUUACUUCUAUCACAGAGAGCACACCGAAGAGGAGCAGGUGGAAUAUACGCACGUAACUUUCGGUCGCCAGUUGCCCGUCGCAUGUGACAUAAACAAAAGCGACAGCAAACCCUCGCUCGCGAAAUCGGAGCAUUCAGACGACGACGACGGGAAUUCAAUAAGCGUGUUGAAUUUCAAUCCAUCAGAGGAAUAUACGGGCAAGCUCACUGAUGUAUAGGAACACCAAAAACACCGCAGGCGCAUCAGUGAAGCAGCAGCCGUAUGAAGACAUUUCUUCUCUAAAAAAAAGAAGACAGAAGUUCAUGUCACCUGCAUAAUCAUGCCAUGUGUGUGUAUUUUUGUCAGUAGCGGUCCGCCAGAGGAGAACUAACUUCAAUGUACCCAUCAAUGUGCUUAAUGCGUAUGAUAAUAUAUUUGUAUUACGCGAAAGCACUUACUGUUUUUAAUCGGAGCACAGACCAAUCAGAGCAUUUUCGCCAAAAUGCGAAACAAGGCUAAUGGAGUUCGCUUCCUUCCGCAAAUAGAGAGACAUGCGUGUAAACCAAUCAGAUUUCAGUAUCGUGAUGUUGCGUCAUCAAGCCUGCCCGUCAGAUAACAGGUGAACAGGAGCCAAAAUAUCAAUUAAAUGCUAAAUAAAAAUACCUACCAAAAAGAAGGAGCGUAUCAUUGAAUUAUUGCUUGAAAGAACGAGCCCUGAUCUAUGUAAAAAAAAAUAAAAUAAAAAAAAAGUUUAAAAUGUAAAUGUAUGUAUAUUUGAAGUAAGCUAUAUGUGCACAUCUGUAUAUGGCGCUGCAAUUUUUUCGUUUAUUAUCGCGAUUAUAAUGCUAUUAUCAAUGUUAUUUUUUAUAUCAAAUGUAUCAUUUGUGUACAUAAGCAAAAUUAUCAGCAUGUAGGCUAUAUAUAUAUUGGUUCAUUGAUUAGUAUUACUUUACAAAUCAGCCUCUCAAAAAAAUCCUCACAGGCCGCUAUUGAUUUUUGUAAUAAUGUAUUAUUGUACUAUAGUUGUAAUCUAGAACUAAUUAGCAUAUUCUUUAUAAAAUGUUUUAAGCUUUUGUGCCAUUGCCUUGUAAGAUAUUGUUAUUUAAAAUAUCUCGAUAAUCUCUGCCUUGUGUAAGAUGGGUGUUUCGAACAUGCGAGAGUUGUUCUUUACAUAUGUUGCCACUUCUCAGGAUAAAAUAUAAUACGGUCUGACCCUCGUGUUACCUUAACAUCUUGGCAAGUUAACCUGCCCACAUGACAGCUGCAGACCACAAGCAAGCUAUUUUUGUUACAUGUCAAUGAGGUAUGAAUUGUUAACUUAUUUUUGAUAAAUAAAUAUUUUGUCACAUUCAUAA